Caenorhabditis elegans is the source of this 1855-nucleotide messenger RNA. RefSeq names its product Syntaxin-binding protein 1 (gene uncp-18). Gene Ontology annotation, biological process: vesicle-mediated transport. NCBI's taxonomy places the organism in Eukaryota, Metazoa, Nematoda, Chromadorea, Rhabditida, Rhabditidae. The transcript is spliced from 8 exons. Bases 47 to 1735 code for a protein of 562 amino acids. The record is from RefSeq and is marked reviewed. Gene Ontology annotation, cellular component: presynapse.
AAAAAAUUAAUGGAUAUUCAAUAAAAGUGCUUCAUAAAAGGAAAAAAUGCUCCGCGAGCUUGUAAAAAAACAAAUCAUAGAAAACAUCCUUCGACCGCAAAACUAUGACUCGAAGCUCGGACAUCGAAAGUUUAGCGUGUUGGUGCUUGACAAGAGUGCGAUGGUCGUAGUCAACUCGUGUUUAAGCCUGAAUGAAGUGUUUGAGGAAGGCGUCACUCUUGUUGAAGAUCUAACCCGAAAUCGUGAGCCAAUGCCAUCAAUGGACGCAAUUUAUAUAAUAUCACCGGUCGCGGAGUCUAUCGAUAUUCUAAUCAAUGAUUUCUCGCGAAAAACCAAGUUUAAUCCCGGAAAUUCUUAUCGAAGUGCUCACAUUUUCUUCCUGGAUCCUUGCUGCGAUGAAUUAUUCGAAAAACUUUCGAAAAGUCCUGCAGUAAAAUGGAUCAAAACUCUUAAGGAAUUAAAUCUGAAUUUAAAACCAGUUGAGAGUCAGAUUUUCACUGUAAACUCUCAAUUUCGUGGAGAUAUGACGAAAACAGCCGAUGGAAUUGUUAGCUUGUGUGCGACACUAAAUAUCCAUCCUACUUUACGAUUUCAGUCAGAUUUUGCUCAAAGUUCAGAAAUAUGUCAGAGAGUUGAACAAAAAUUGAAGGAAUUUGGCAAUGAGGGGAUGGGAACGGACGCAGAGCUUGUUGUUUUAGAUCGCAGUUUUGAUCUGGUAUCCCCAUUGCUCCACGAGGUGACACUUCAAGCAAUGGUCGUUGAUGUCACAGCUUUUAAAGACGGAGUUUAUAGAUACACGGAAGCCGGCGAUUCAAAAGAAAUUGUCCUAGACGAAAAAGAUCAGAAUUGGCUUGAUCUCCGCCAUAAGCUUCUGCCUGAAGUGAUGAAAAGUGUUAAUAAGAUGGUUAAAGAUUUCAAGAAUACGAAUAAAACUGAACCUGAAAACAUUAAAAAUCAAUCGUCAAAGGAUUUCUCGACGACCGUACGAACUCUACAGCCAUAUUUGAAAAUGAAGGCAAAAAUGGCAGCGUAUAUUAGUUUGACGGAAGAAUGUCGAUCCAAAUAUUUUGAUUCUUUAGAAAAAAUUAUUGCUUUGGAGCAAGAUAUGGCCGUUGAGCAUACGCCGGAACACGUACGUAUCACGGAUUCUCAAGCAGUUGGACGACUUUCCACGUUUAUUUUACCAGCAAUUCCGACUGAAACUCGUCUUCGAUUGAUUCUCAUUUUUAUGUUGACUAUCGGAAAGGAUAAAGAUGAACAAUACUUCAAUCGACUUCUACAUCACACCGAUAUUCCUGAAUCGGAAUUUCAGAUUAUUAAGAGAAUGCUCAUUUGGAGAGAUAAAACUCAGAAAUCUCAAUUCCAACAUCGCCGACCACCACCAGAAGACGAGAGGUUUAUCGCGAGUCGUUGGGAUCCGAAAAUCAAAAAUCUUAUCGAAGAAAUUUACGAAAGACGAUUGGACGAGCGGGAGUUCAAAGUAGCUGGUAAGAAAUCGACGUCUGACUUCCGGCCGGCAGCAAGUGCGAGAUAUGGAAGUGGAUUGGCUGGAAAACCACGCGAAAAACGAAAAAUUAUCAUUUUUGUCGUAGGCGGAAUCACAUAUUCUGAAAUGAGAGUCGCCUACGAGUUGUCGAAAAAGACGAACACAACAGUAAUCCUGGGAUCAGACGAAAUUCUAACGCCGUCGUCUUUCCUGGAGUCGUUACGAGAUCGAAAUACUGUAAAUUGCUGAAAAUACUGUAUUAAUGUCCCCGAAUAUCGCUUUGUUUAAAUAAUAUUCACAAAAAAAUCUCGUUUUUCCAUGUAUAUGAUGCCAUUUUCUAUUUAUCUCAAAUAAACCACAGUUUCUAUG